GCCUUGUUAUAUCUUGGAGUUUACAUUUGAUUGUAAAUAUUGUUAAUUAAAUAUACAAAUAUUUAAUACUAAAUUACUAUUAUUACCAGUUGAAAUUAAAUUAGUACUAUAUCAAGGUUAACCGAGAAUUAAUCAAUGGUUAUUGAAAAUGUAACAUUUGUUUAAAAGUCGCAGGCGUCGCAGGUUAAUGCGUUUAUAUAUACUUAACAUAACCUCUACCGAAUAUUUGGAAUUUUCUUUUAACAAAUUCGCAUGUUUCACGCACAAAAUUGAAUCAUGAUGAAUGGACAUUGUUUUGAAGACAUCUUAGGUUUUACGAGACAAACUGAAACGCUUAUAACAGGUUUAGGAGGAAAUCCUGACCUCGUAGAUGAGUUUAGAAAAAGAAACAUUUCCACUGAAGAAUUGGCCGAAUUAACUGAAUAUGAUUUAAUUACUCUCGGUGCCGAUUAUUCAUUCAUUUCGGCGUUUUUAAAGCAAAUGAAAAAUACGCCAAAAAAGACGAGUGAAUAUUUAAUGCCACAUUACAGAUACGAGCACUUGUUGGAUAUUUUAAAAACUGGACGAAAUCAUAUUAAAUUUAUUGGCGCAUUUAUUGCAUUCGUGAAACUACGACUCGAGGGAGAGCAAAUAAAUCUUUUUGUCGAUGCCGAUAAAGGUAUACGUGCCAGUGAAACUUUAAAAAUUGCCUCGAUAGCAACACUCAAGGAAGUUGAUUCCAUCAUGAAGGAAGUGGAUAAUUUAGAAACAUACAUUUCAACGACUUAUAAGGCACCAAAGAAGAGAAAGAUUUACAACAUUUGUAUGGUCAUUGGUGGACUGGGACUGACGACUUGUGCACUAUUUCACUUGUGUAAAAAGUGUUACAUUAAGUUAUAAUAGGUAACAAAUUUGUAUUUUUAUAAAACGGAAAAAUCACACAAGUUUUCCUAUAAUUUGUUUUUGUUUAUAUUUUUUUACAAAACUUUUAUUUUUCUAUUUCUCCAAGUUUCACUACAAAAAAUAUACCUAUUGUUAAA
Molecule: messenger RNA, 1019 nt
Organism: Leptopilina heterotoma
Lineage: Eukaryota; Metazoa; Arthropoda; Insecta; Hymenoptera; Figitidae
Exons: 5
Coding region: 277-879 (200 amino acids)
Source: RefSeq, a predicted model, not a curated record